Hydatigera taeniaeformis is the source of this 468-nucleotide messenger RNA. Lineage: Eukaryota; Metazoa; Platyhelminthes; Cestoda; Cyclophyllidea; Taeniidae. The record is from the annotation of a GenBank genome assembly.
AUGCGUAUCCAUCCUGCUUAUGCAUGUUGGUCCUACCUCACCCUCAUGGCAGUCUUGGGGCGGUGUAGUGUCGGACUAGACUUGGACGUGGAGGAAUAUGGACUGAUGAUGACAAAGAGGAAGCUAAAGUGUGGUGACGAUGGUGAUGAAGGACUGGAAUUUGGCGGCUUGGAGGGAUACACGUCGACUCACCCAGAGUGGGACACUGAUGGGAAUCAACAUCAAGAAGAAGAUAGUCGUACGGGAGCGGAUUGCAUGGAGAAGGACUUGAACGAGGCUACAUCAGAUCUGCUCCAAAUACUUCCCUUAUCAACUCGUGGCAAUGCGUCAGCCACUGAUACAAAGCCUCAGUCGAAAUCUCCAUCUACUGACGACGAUGCAGUUAACCGGGAAUGGGAAAAUGUCCAUGUCCCAUCCGCGGAUAGUCUUGAGUGGGGGAAGACUGUGCACCCUAAUACCACUCAAUAA